GUGGAUUUGAGUUUCGGCCCAGCACAAAGUCUUCCAGUCUCCCACGCCCACCAGCAAGUCGCUGCUUCUCUGCAGUCCCUUCACUCCCUCCGUGCAGUGGACCAGUGUGUGCUGCUCAUGAGGUCUGAGGCCGAGCUCUCCCCAUCCUCAGUUUAUAGUCUGCCAAGUAUGAAGGAGAUCAUUAACUUCAUUUCAGGCUUAAAUCAGCAAGGAGAAGAGGAAGACUGUACCAAACUUGAUAGUGUCUCUAUUGAAAAACUCAUGUACUCGAUAUCACACAGGGAUGAAGAAGAUGAUGUUUUCAGGAGACUUUCUGUUACGGACUACGAGGACGUGACUGAAACAUUAAUACCUAAAGAGCCACUCGCUAAGACUCUGCAAAACUAUUUCCCUGAAACCAGGAUCCGGGACUUGAUUGUGGUUAACUCAUCAGGUGUGGCUGAAGUAGGAGUGACAGUCCCAGAUACCAUCACGGAGUGGAAGGCGGGGGCCCUCUGCCUGUCCAGUGACACUGGACUCGGUCUCUCUCCCGUUGCCUCUCUCCGAGCCUUCCAGCCCUUCUUUGUGGAGCUCACAAUGCCUUACUCUGUGAUCUGUGGAGAGGCCUUCACGCUCAAAGCCACUGUGUUAAACUAUCUUCCCGGGCCGGCCCGACUACAGGUGAGUGUGCAGCUGGAAGACUCUCCCAACUUCAUAGCUAUCCCAGUGGGACAAAAGCAAGAUUCUUACUGCCUCUGUGCAAAUGGGAGGCAAAUUGUGUCCUGGUUGGUAACUCCUAAAUCACCAGAGAAUAUGAAUUCCUCUGUGAGUGCAGAAACACUAUAGUCCCCAGAAUUUUGUGGUACUGAGGUGGCAACAGUUCCUGAAAUUGAGAAGAAAGAUAAAGUUGUCAAACUCCUAUUAGUUGAGGCCUUUCCUGAUGGAAUGGAAAUUAGAAAUCAUCUAACUCGCAUCCAUCACUUCACAAGUGAUAUAUUAGGUUCUGCCAUAAAAAACACACAAAGUCUCCUCCAGAUGUUCUAUAGCUGUGGAGAUCAGAACAUGGUACUUUUUGUUCCUAGCAUCUAUGUACCUAAAUAUCUGAAUGAAACCCAACAGCUGACUCAGGAGAUCAAGUCCAAGGCCAUCAGCUAUCUCAAUGCUGGUUAUCAGAGACAGUUGAACUACAAACACCAAGAUGGCUCCUAUAGAACCUUUGGGGACCAAAAUGGUGAAGUGCAAGGCAACACGUG
Molecule: messenger RNA, 1232 nt
Organism: Galeopterus variegatus (Sunda flying lemur)
Lineage: Eukaryota; Metazoa; Chordata; Mammalia; Dermoptera; Cynocephalidae
Product: murinoglobulin-2-like
Molecular function (GO): endopeptidase inhibitor activity
Source: RefSeq, a predicted model, not a curated record